Messenger RNA from Drosophila arizonae, 1220 nucleotides. Its product is annotated as coiled-coil domain-containing protein 97. The record is from RefSeq and is a predicted model, not a curated record. NCBI's taxonomy places the organism in Eukaryota, Metazoa, Arthropoda, Insecta, Diptera, Drosophilidae.
UAUAUUUUAUUUCAUAAGAUGACACAAACAGAGACCUCGAAUUGCGAAGAUUGUUCAGAAGUGGUUGAAUUACCAGAUCAACUUAUGGGUAUAUUCAAAGCACUUGCCGAAAAUGCAAAUAUUAUUUUUAAGUCUCAACAAAUUGACGAUCCGGAGUUAAAUUUGGAAGAAAAGCAACAAAUUGCGCAAGAUGCAUUUCAGAAAAGUCGUGAACAUUUUUUAAUACGAUUUGGCAGCUACCUAACCGAGCAACAAUUAAGCGAUUUUCAGACUGUGGGUGUAACAGAACCCAUCAAACCCAAUGAGAAUCUUCAAGAAAUUUGUCUGCUGCUCGAUGAUUUUAAAAGGAAGCUGGUAUCACGAGGCGUUUGCAUCAAGAAUAGGAGAUACCAUGCCAUGCAGCAGCUGUUGCAGCAGGGCGAAUACUUCAGCGAGCACGAAAUGAUGCAGCGUGCACCGGAGCUCUACCAGGAACUGGUCGGCCAAUACCUAACGGAACAGGAGAAGAAACAACGAGACAGUUACGAUGUAAGGAACACAAGCUUCUCAGGCAUAUUAAUGCAUACGUUGGAACAGAAACAGCGCGAGGAACUGCUGCAGCAAAAGGUUGACAUCAACACAGAGAUGCAUGAGCCGCCCACAGCGAACGUGGAGUGUGAAGUACCCGCCGCAUGUCGCCAGCAAUGGGGAGGCUUCGAAGACGACGAGCCCGUGGCCUGCUCCUCAAGUCGAAAUACUCAAUCCCCUUUAGCUCCAAACAAUCAUAUUGUAACGGCGGAGUAUUAUAAUCCAGGUGAAAGGGAGCUGCUGCGCAACGAGUUUAUGGGAUUAAUGAAGGAACGCUUUCUCAGUGGCCAGGACACAGACUUCGAUUACACAGCCGUCGAUGAUAACGCUCAGCUGGAUGAUCUAAAACAAAUCGAAAGAGACGAAGAGGAUGCCUACUUUGAGUCCAGUGACGGAGAGGAUCCCGUUGCAGCUGCUGCUGCUGCUGCUGACGAUACUGUACUGGAUGAGGGCGAGGAUGAUCUGGAAGUUUACAUGCGACAUCUAAAUCAACAUCACAGCUUGCAGCAUUAGUUUGUUUUUAUUUUAGCUUUUAUCCUAGCAUUAGAAAGUGUACACAAAGUGUAGGUUUACUUUAAACUUAAGAUGAUGGAUAUGUUCCAGAUCAAUCGAAUGGGACAAUAUCGCACUUAAUUAUAUAAAAUACAUGCAGA